CAGAACCCGCCCCAACCCUGGUCUGCAGGGAAGGCCCUGCUGUGCUAUGGCAGGGAUGAGCAGACCUUUGGCCUCUGACCUUGCAGUGAUGUCACAGCAGCUCCAUGGCAACAGUGCACCCAGCACCUCCUGACCACUCCCCGUGUUACAGCAGGCGGUGGGAUUGCCAGUCAUGCACCGGGGCUGAGGCUGGGCUGGAGGAUGGAGAAGGACUCGGGAGCCACACACAGGAGACCCCGGCCUGGCCCUGGGGCCCUGCCCUUGGGAGUGGCCCUUGGGCACCUCAAGUCAGCCAGCGAGGCCACUGAACCUCAGCGGAGCAGGAGUCUGGGGGUCCUGCAGCCGAAGGGGGACUCUCCCAGCCGCCCUGGGAAGCCGCACAAGGAGCCGGAGUCUGAAGAUCAGGGGAAGGGCCCAAGCAGUAACGCAGAAGAUGCCAGCUGUUGGGCAGACCUAGCACAAGACAAGAAGGAAAGCCCCUUCGGCGCCCUGGGGAAGCUGGGUCAUGAGAGUGGAAAGCGGGACCCGGAGACGGAGAAGAGCGGCUCGGAGGCCAGCACGCAGGAGGCGCAGGAAGGCACGCACGCGGAUGGAGGCUGGCAGGAGGCCAAGGAACAGGAGGCAGAGUCCAUAAAGCUAAAUGACCUCCAGGAAAAAGAGAAACCGUCUGUGUUUGUGGAGAUUGAUCUGGGAGACCAUGCUGAGGAGGUGGUCACCGAUGCCAAGAAAGAAGAGAAGCCAUCCCGGAUGGAUGUGGGAGAUCCGUCAGAAGGCGAGACACAGACCAGCUGGGUGUGCUGCAUCCCGUACUCCACCAGGAAGAGGGCGAAGGAGAGCACCUAGCGCCCAGGAGAAGGUGCUCAGAUCUUGGUGAAGAGGAGGGAGGCGGGGUGUGGAUGGGCUCGGGGGGCAGCAGGUGGGACAGAGGGUGACUGGGCUGCCCGCUUGCCACCCAAGAGCCUUCUCCACCAGGCACCGAGGUUCCUGUUUUCUUCUCGUGGGACUGGCCCUGCCUGGGAGGAGUGAGCGCACAGACAGUGCCUUUGGGUUAACGUUCACACCAGCCCUGAGCAACACCAGGUGCCGAUGACCACGCCAGGUGUGAGCCAUGCCUGAAACCCACUGCCCAUUGCGAGAAUGAUGAUGUGAUCUUAAAAAACAAUAAAUUAGCAGGGGAAGAUGUGUCUCUUCCACUCCACCAGCUUGAGGGUUUCUGGCCCCUUCCUGCUCUGGCCUCUUGCUCUGUGGCUUGCUGGGUGUGGGCAGAGGCCCCUCAAACACAGGGAGGCUCAGCCCUUUGUGGGCCUCGUGUGAGCUGCAGCUCCGGGAAGCACCCCACCAGUCGGGGGGCGGGAGGUGCACAGCGCAGAGCAGCUGGGUGUGCUGCAUCCCGUACUCCACCAGGAGGGCAGGACAGAGCAUCUGCUGUGUCGCUAGCGUCCCUGCAGGAGCCAGGAGCACAGUGGAUGCGGCCUCGGCCAUGACCGCAAGGGCAACAGAGACCACCGUGCUGGCACUAGGAUCUGUCCCUGGAGGGAGCCACAUGCUCCCAACUCACAGGAGAGGGAGUCCUUCUGGGGGUGUGGGGACUACAGGACAUGCUUGUAAGACAAGUUUCACCAGAGCCCACCCAGGCUCGCUCGCUCAGACACGCAUGCAUGCAUAGUCAUAUGUACACAGCACACACGUACACACAUGCAUAGUCCUAUGUACACAGCACACACACAUGCACACACAUGGAUGUUCAUAUGUACGCAGCACACACACACAUGCAUAUUCAUGUGUACACAGCACACAUGCACACACAUGCAUAGUCAUAUGUACACAGCACACAUUCACACAGCCGUAUACACAGCACACAUAUGGAUAUUCAUAUGUACACAGCACAUGCACACACAUGCAUAGUCAUAGGUACACAGCACACGCACAUGCAUAGUCAUGUACACAGCAUACAUAUGUGCACACACCUAGUCAUGUACACAGCACACAUGCACACACAUGUACAGUCAUAUUUACACAGCACACACUUGCACAGUCAUGUACACAU
Messenger RNA from Cebus imitator (Panamanian white-faced capuchin), 2047 nucleotides. It is a transcript of the gene CUNH13orf46, whose product is annotated as chromosome unknown C13orf46 homolog. NCBI's taxonomy places the organism in Eukaryota, Metazoa, Chordata, Mammalia, Primates, Cebidae. The coding region runs from base 202 to 843 and encodes 213 amino acids. The transcript is spliced from 7 exons. The record is from RefSeq and is a predicted model, not a curated record.